Messenger RNA from Linum trigynum, 204 nucleotides. NCBI's taxonomy places the organism in Eukaryota, Viridiplantae, Streptophyta, Magnoliopsida, Malpighiales, Linaceae. The record is from the annotation of a GenBank genome assembly.
AUGUUGGAGCUUUCCACGUCGGCCGGCGGGCAGAAAUCGAGGGGGGAGUUGGGGAUCGAAGUGCCGGGGAGGAAUUUCGGGGAAGAGCCGUCGUCGUCGGCGGUGGCGGAGUCUCCGGCGAGUCAGGGGUUCAGGUCGCCGAUGAGCCGGAUGCUUUCGUUUAAUUGUACCAAUACUAUAAAGCACACUAAAAUGCCUCGUUAG